Messenger RNA from Carcharodon carcharias (great white shark), 3628 nucleotides. It is a transcript of the gene bbs9, whose product is annotated as Bardet-Biedl syndrome 9. NCBI's taxonomy places the organism in Eukaryota, Metazoa, Chordata, Chondrichthyes, Lamniformes, Lamnidae. The transcript is spliced from 24 exons. Gene Ontology annotation, cellular component: membrane; BBSome. The coding region runs from base 200 to 2848 and encodes 882 amino acids. Gene Ontology annotation, biological process: cilium assembly. The record is from RefSeq and is a predicted model, not a curated record.
CUAGCGGCGCCAUGACAACGGCGGAGCGGGCAGCGGGCUGAGUGAGCGAUCCCAGGCCGCACCGCCUCCGAGCCGCCUCCAGCUAACACCGACCUCGGGUACCCGUGGCCGUGGCCGUGGCCGUGGCCGUGGCCGGUGUCUGCCUGGUUGCAAUGUGCCUGAGUUUGCAGAGCCGAGUGGAGUUUCAGGUUGAAGGAAGAUGUCUUUGUUUAAAGCUCGAGACUGGUGGUCUACAGUUGUGGGAGAGCAAGAGGAAUUUGACCACGGAUGUUUGUGUGUUGCUGAUGUUGACAACAGUGGAAGUGACAAAAUUAUUGUUGGCAGCUAUAAGGGAAUUCUACGUAUCUAUUCCCCACAGCCUGCUAAACCUGGAGCAGCACUUUAUCCAGAAGAGUUAAUCCUUGAGCUUGAAUUACAGGAUCCUAUAUUGCAAAUGGAAGUUGGCAAGUUUGUCUCAGGUACAGAACUACUUCACCUGGCUGUUUUGCAUCCAAGAAAGCUGUCUGUCUAUGCUUUCUCAGGAACUAUGGGUACUGUUGAACAUGGAAACCAGUAUCAGCUGAAACUAAUGUAUGAGCACAAUCUUCAACGUACAGCUUGCAACCUAACUUUUGGAGGUUUUGGUGGUGUAAAAGGUCGAGACUUAAUUUGCAUUCAGUCUAUGGAUGGGAUGCUGACGUUUUUUGAGCAGGAAAGCUUUGCUUUUGGGCGUUUCUUGCCCGGCUGCCUUUUGCCAGGCCCGCUGAAAUACAGCUCAAGGACAGACUCCUUCAUUACUGUGUCCUCAAGUCGGCAAGUUGAAAACUAUAAAUACCAGGUGCUAGCUGUUGCCACAGAUGCAGAAACCAGACAAGAUUCUGAGCAGCAGAAAUUAGGAUCUGGGAAGAGAUUAACGAGGGACUGGAUGAUGAACAUUGGUGAACAAGCAUUAGACAUAUGUAUAGUAUCAUUUAAGCAAGCUGCAUCUUCCAUAUUAGUACUUGGUGAGAGAAACCUUUUCUGCUUUAAGGAAAAUGGACAGCUUCGCUUCAUGAAAAAGCUGGAAUACAAUCCAAGCUGCUUCUUACCUUACACCUCAGUGUUGGAAGGAACAAUAAACACUCUCAUUGGGAACCACAAUAACAAGCUGCUCAUAUACCAAGAUGUUACUCUGAAAUGGGUUGCACAGCUUCCCCAUGUUCCUGUGUCUGUACAUGUCGCCAACUUCCAGGAUUUGAGGGGAGUAGUGGUGACUUUAAGUGACAGUGGCCAUUUGCAGUGUUCAUACUUGGGCACUGAUCCUUCCUUCUUCCAAGCCCCAAAGGUGGAGUCCAGAGAACUGGAUUAUGAUGAAUUGGACACAGAAAUGAAAGAACUUCACAAGGUCAUCAGGGAAGCUACAAAAACACAAGAUAUUUUGCCGAAGGCUGAAAACGAUGAUGAUUUGAAAGUGACUGUUAUCGUCUCCCCAAGCCUGGAUGCAGUUUCUCAAGCAGCUGAUAACACAGUAGAUGUGACACUUCCUUCCACCUCACUGAAGGUCACAAUUUGGAGCCGACUUUCUGUUCAGGAUGUGAAACUAUCUGUAUGUGUGCAGUCCCCACUUGCAGUAACACAAGACCAACUCAGCUUUGCUGCCAUAGAACCUGGAACAUCGAGAAGCGUAAUAUUGUCUGUUUUCCUGAAAGAAAACUUCCCACCUGCUGAUCUGGGAGGAGAUGCUGCAGUUUCCUAUAGUACACCAACAGAGCGAAACCCUGAAGGUGUUCCUCGAAUUGUACAGUGUACGUUUAGCUUGCCAUUGAACUUAAUUUGCCAACCAAUUCAACCAUCUAAGAAUGCUGCUCACAAAAUAACAAUUGACACAAACAAACCACCAGUAAAUCUCUCGGCUCUUUUUCCAGAUUUUCUUAGAGAGUCAGAUGAUGAGCAGAUAAACGUUUUGGGAUUUAAAUUACUCUCGGGGGCAACAAUUACACUUCUAGCCUCAAAGACAUCAAGUCGCUACAGAAUUCAAUGUGACCAGUUUGAAGAUCUCUGGCUCAUAACAAAAGAACUUGUUCAGCGUUUAGAAGAGAGUUUUGUGAGGGAAGGAACCAAAGACUUCAGGUGCACGUUCUCUGGGCCUCUUCCUUUGCAGGAGUACUUUCAACUAGUCGAUCACCAUUUUGAGUUGCGGCUAAAUGCUGAGAAGUAUAAGGAGCUUCUUUCAGAAAGAGCUGUACAGUACAGAGCUAUCCAACGACGACUUCUAACACAUUUCAAAGACAAAACUCCCACACCUCUACGUAACCUGGAUACUUUACUGGAUGGAACAUAUCGACAGCUUACAGCUCUCGCUGAUGCUGCGGAGGAAAAUCAGGCCAACUUGUACCAAGUUUUCACCAGGUUGAAGAGUGGCACCCAGUUGUUGGUCCAGUUGAUUGGCCUGUGGCAAGACUUGAGCAUAGACCAGAUGACCAUACUGAAGGCUACCUUUCUACCACUGAUGCAGGAUAGCCAGGAAUUAGGCUGGGAGGAGUGUGUGGAUGCGGCAGUUGCUCACUUACUAAGGACCUGUCUGUCAAAAAGCUCCAGGGACCAGACUCUAAGCUCGACAAACCAACUCAGUAUGCCGAAAGAUACAUCCAGAUUAAAGAAACACAUUACGCUCCUGUGUGACAGGCUGAGCAAAGGAGGUCGGCUGUCUUUAACUGCUGACAGCACACAGCAGGCAGCCACAAUUUCAGGCUGUCAAACUAUUCCAGAGUCAGAUCUAGAAGAGAGAAUGGCAGACCCUGCAGCAGCUGGAAUGUCCCCUAACCGUGCAUACAUAACACAGGAGCAACCAAAACCUGGAACUGAUUAUCACCCAAUUGAUUCAAACUGAAGUCUGCUGGCAGAAAUCGCUGGUUCACAAGAAUGCCUGGGAAUUGUUCCCAGGAUGCUGUAGAGGAAAACCCUGUGAUUCCUGAAGACAGAUAGGAGCGGACCAGCAGCUGGAUUUUGCUUUUCCACAGCUUCUGAUAUCCAGACUCCAGAACGUGUUGUUGGAGCCAAAAUCAGACUGCAUAUAUGUGAUCUUCACAAAAGCAACUGUGUAAUGUCCCCUAGCCUGUACCAUGAGCCAAAAUGGAGCUUGUUUAAGAGCUGCAUAGAUUGUGGGAGCUUGCUGUAAGUAGUAUUUGAUGUUUCCUAUUUUCAAAGAGUUUCUGGGCCAAAGGUUUCACUACAGUUAUCACAACUGGAAGACACACUGAUCCUUUCUAGUACACACACACAAAUUAUUGCAUUUAUAGUAAAACAUAUUCUGCUGGGAAAAACAUUAUGGUAAGUGUGACUGCUACCAAAACUGCAUUUGUUACUCCCACAUACCCAUCACUCAGUUUUACUGCUCCUACUUCCUUACAUCGUGCAUAGCAUCAUUACUAUAUUCAUGUUAAUAUUACAUUUUAAUUGUUAUAUAAUCUAAUGAGUGAUAGAUUUACUGGCUGUUAUUUAAUAUUAACUGGAUUCUCAGGCAUUUUUAGAAGCUGCAAACUUGUGCAACAAAUUUCAAUUUGUUACCAUUUCAGAUACAUAUAGCAAGCAAAUGAAGGAAGAUACCAUUUUUUAUCUAUCUUGUUAAAUGUAAAGUUGCUGAUAAAUAUAUUAAAAAGUUUAUCAUUAA